Drosophila innubila is the source of this 1324-nucleotide messenger RNA. It is a transcript of the gene Phb1, whose product is annotated as protein l(2)37Cc. Gene Ontology annotation, cellular component: mitochondrion; membrane. Lineage: Eukaryota; Metazoa; Arthropoda; Insecta; Diptera; Drosophilidae. The record is from RefSeq and is a predicted model, not a curated record. The transcript has 3 exons. The coding region runs from base 135 to 962 and encodes 275 amino acids. Gene Ontology annotation, biological process: mitochondrion organization.
UCACAUUGCAACUGCAGGUAUUUUACAACACUGUCAGCUGUCGAUUUCAUUGCGUGCGGUUUUAAUAAAACGAGCAAUUGAUUAACUUAAAAGUUAUUAUAAUAUUUAAAUAGAGCACAUACAUAUAAAAAAGAAUGGCGCAGUUUUUCAAUCGUAUUGGCCAAAUGGGCCUCGGCGUUGCUCUGCUGGGCGGCGUUGUGAACUCCGCAUUAUAUAAUGUUGAAGGUGGACACCGAGCUGUGAUUUUCGAUCGCUUCACGGGCAUCAAGGAGACCGUUGUGGGAGAGGGUACACACUUUUUCAUUCCCUGGGUGCAGCGUCCCAUCAUCUUCGACAUUCGGUCGCAGCCCCGCAAUGUGCCGGUGAUAACCGGCAGCAAGGAUCUGCAGAAUGUCAACAUCACACUGCGUAUCUUGUAUCGUCCGAUACCCGAAGAGUUGCCAAAGAUCUACACGAUUCUUGGCCAGGAUUACGACGAGCGUGUGCUGCCCUCGAUUGCUCCUGAGGUGCUUAAGGCCGUUGUCGCUCAGUUCGAUGCCGGCGAGCUGAUUACUCAGCGUGAGAUGGUAUCGCAGCGCGUGUCCCAGGAACUUACAGUGCGUGCCAAGCAAUUCGGCUUCAUCUUGGAUGACAUCUCGCUAACGCACUUGACCUUUGGCCGUGAGUUCACGCUGGCCGUUGAAAUGAAACAGGUGGCUCAGCAGGAGGCGGAGAAGGCGCGUUUCGUGGUCGAGAAGGCCGAGCAACAGAAGUUGGCUUCCAUUAUCUCCGCUGAGGGUGAUGCUGGUGCUGCCGAUUUGCUGGCCAGAUCUUUUGGUGAGGCCGGCGAUGGUCUUGUCGAGCUGCGUCGUAUUGAGGCUGCCGAGGAUAUUGCCUACCAGCUAUCGAGGUCACGUGGUGUCGCCUAUUUGCCCAGUGGACAACACACGCUGCUCAAUCUGCCCUCAACUGUUGCGCAAUAACGUGCCUAGUGGAAUAAGUUGUAACUACCUGUAGCAUUUAUUAAGUACUUUCGAUUUUGUUUAUACCCCCCACAAACAAUGCAAUUUGUAACCUUGUCGCCUUCUGCAGAAGCAUUGGUCCAAUAUUUUAAUCACUUUUUGGCCUGAUUCUGUGCGCACACGUUGUUCGACCUUGUUUAUUGUCGACUGGACUGCGACCGCGACUGCUAUGUGCGUAUCUGAAACUCACCGUAUAAAUUCCUUACUGAACCCAGACAGAAGACCAGAAUAUGUUACAUCUUGCGAGACUAUAAAAAAUUUGUUAUGUGAACAAAAGGAUCCAAUACAAUAAAUACAUAUUAAAUAUGAAAAUCCCUUACCUA